Messenger RNA from Microdochium trichocladiopsis, 1491 nucleotides. Its product is annotated as aldehyde dehydrogenase. The record is from RefSeq and is a predicted model, not a curated record. Bases 1 to 1491 code for a protein of 496 amino acids. Gene Ontology annotation, molecular function: aldehyde dehydrogenase (NAD+) activity. The transcript is spliced from 3 exons. Lineage: Eukaryota; Fungi; Ascomycota; Sordariomycetes; Xylariales; Microdochiaceae.
AUGCCUCUCUCUGCCGAGCUCAAGACUCCUCUCACUGGUGCCUACCAGCAGCCCACUGGCCUGUUCAUCGACAACGAAUGGGUUGACGGUGUGGACAAGAAGACCUUCGAGGUCAUCAACCCCAGCACAGAGGAGGUCAUCUGCUCCGUAGCAGAGGCGACCGAGAAGGAUGUCGACAUUGCCGUCGCCUCGGCCCGGAAGGCCUUCGAGGGUGUCUGGCGCCAGACCACUCCUGCCCAGCGUGGCCAAUACCUCCUCAAGCUCGCCGAUCUGACCGAGAAGAACCUCGAGCUCCUCGCUGCGGUCGAGUCCCUCGACAACGGCAAGUCCAUCAUGAUGGCCAAGGGCGACAUCGCUGCCGUCGCCGGCUGCAUCCGCUACUACGGUGGAUACGCCGACAAGAUCCACGGCAAGACUAUCGAUACCAACACGGAUACUUUCACAUACACCAGACCUGAGCCCCUCGGCGUCUGCGGUCAAAUUAUCCCGUGGAACUUCCCCCUCCUCAUGUUUGCCUGGAAGAUCGGCCCGGCGCUCGCCACCGGCAACACGGUUGUCAUGAAGACCGCUGAGCAGACCCCCCUCUCUGCUCUCGUCUUCUGCAACCUUGUCAAGGAGGCCGGCUUCCCUCCCGGAGUUCUCAACGUGCUCUCAGGCUUCGGCAAGGUCGCCGGCGCCGCCCUUUCUUCCCACAUGGACGUCGACAAGAUCGCCUUCACCGGCUCCACCCUGGUCGGCCGCACCAUCAUGAAGGCUGCCGCCUCCUCCAACCUCAAGAAGGUCACUCUCGAGCUUGGUGGCAAGUCGCCCAACAUUGUCUUCAACGACGCCGACAUUGAGCAGGCCAUCUCAUGGGUCAACUUUGGCAUCUACUUCAACCACGGCCAGUGCUGCUGUGCCGGUUCCCGUGUCUACGUCCAAGAAGGUAUCUACGACAAGUUCAUUGAGGCGUUCAAGAAGCGCGCCCAGGCCAACGCCGUUGGUGACCCUUUCAACGAGUCGACCUUCCAGGGCCCCCAGGUCAGCCAGCUCCAGUACGACCGCAUCAUGGGCUACAUCAAGGACGGCAAGGCCGAGGGCGCGACCGUCGAGGUUGGUGGCGAGCGCCACGGCGACAAGGGCUACUUCAUCCAGCCCACCAUCUUCUCCAACGUCAAGCCCGACAUGAAGAUCAUGCGCGAGGAGAUCUUCGGCCCCGUCGCCGCGAUCGCCAAGUUCUCGACCGAGGAAGAGGUCAUCAAGCUCGGCAACGACAGCAACUACGGCCUGGCCGCCGCCGUGCACACCAAGGACCUCAACACGGCCGUCCGCGUCAGCAACGCGCUCCGCGCCGGCACCGUCUGGGUCAACUGCUACAACAUGAUUCACCACCAGAUCCCCUUCGGUGGCUUCAAGGAGUCUGGUAUCGGCCGCGAGCUCGGCGAGGCUGCCCUCGCCAACUACACGCAGAACAAGUCGGUAUCCAUUCGCCUGGGUGGGGCCAUCUUCUAA